Tilletiaria anomala UBC 951 is the source of this 828-nucleotide messenger RNA. RefSeq lists its product as uncharacterized. The transcript has 2 exons. Lineage: Eukaryota; Fungi; Basidiomycota; Exobasidiomycetes; Georgefischeriales; Tilletiariaceae. Bases 1 to 828 code for a protein of 275 amino acids. The record is from RefSeq and is a predicted model, not a curated record.
AUGCAACCGUGGCUUGACAAGAUCCACGAACGUGGUCUCUCUUCCAUCGAGCGCAUGGACAUCGUCGGGAUCUGCAAGCGUCAUCGCGCCGAGUCGGUCAUUAUCCCAGAAGGCAAACGUCAGGGAUGGCCGAUGAAGCUGAAUAAGACCAAGCUAGAGGAGCGUGCGGUCCGCGAUCACGUUUGGAGUCGCAUCGUCCACCUCACGCGCGAACCAGAGGGAAGCUUGCACUUCGAGAAGCUCAAGGAGCGACACUUGCAAAAAGGAAAGAAAGCUUCCAGUGGUGUACUGCAAUUUGAGCAGAUGGAAGGGGAACAGGCUGGGUAUUAUGGCCAGAUCGGAUGGGCCCUAUUCUUUAAAAUCAUUAUGCGCGAUCUAUGCAACACGGCGGAUCGCACCAAGAACGUAUUUGCGAAUGACUCAGAGCUCAACUCUCGAAUCGCGCCUCUGACGCCCAACCAAUUCAUCACGGGCGUGAUGAUACCAGAGCUCUGCUCGCUGCUCAUCGCGCAGGACCUCCAAGCAGCGGGGAAGCCGUGCUCGCUAGCAGAUGCAGACGUGUUGCGGUUAAAGAGCAUUGCGUAUGGCAACGCCAUGUUCCCCCUCCGUGACAAUUCUGAAAGUGCAAGCGACAGCGAUGCCGACUGCGACAAAGGCAAGUCGAUGGCUUCACAGAGGCGCAAGAAGGAGGCAGAAGGGGCGCCUGCCGCUGCUCCGGCUAGCAUGCGCACCACGAGAACGACAGUCAAUGGCGCCCAGCAGGCUAUCAAAAGCAAAAGACGAGUCUCGCGCCACCUGUCCGACAGCACGUCCAGCGAUGAAGCCUGA